Populus nigra (black poplar) is the source of this 2685-nucleotide messenger RNA. Its product is annotated as protein MODIFIED TRANSPORT TO THE VACUOLE 1. Gene Ontology annotation, cellular component: trans-Golgi network membrane. The record is from RefSeq and is a predicted model, not a curated record. The transcript is spliced from 6 exons. Bases 223 to 2340 code for a protein of 705 amino acids. Lineage: Eukaryota; Viridiplantae; Streptophyta; Magnoliopsida; Malpighiales; Salicaceae. Gene Ontology annotation, molecular function: ubiquitin binding; phosphatidylinositol binding.
UUUAUUUUUUUAUUUCAAGAACCUUUACCAGCUUCUUCUUUUCUCCCUACACAUUUCGACCCCCCGCCCUGCGAUCUAGAGCUCUCUCUCUCUCUAAAAAAGGAAAACCCUAAUUAACUUAAAUAUAUUAAUCACGUCCAUUUCUCAAUCCCAAAUUCGCGAGUUCGAUCUCCGAUCCUCGAUUUCUUUGUAAUUCAAGUAGAUUUAGGGUUUGGAGGAGAGAUGGAUUCGAGCAGGAGAGCGGUGGAAUCGUACUGGAGAUCGAGGAUGAUCGAUGGAGCAACAUCUGAUGAAGACAAAGUCACUCCUGUUUACAAAUUGGAAGAGAUUUGUGAGCUCUUGAGGUCUUCUCAUGUUACUAUUGUCAAAGAGGUCUCCGACUUUAUACUCAAGAGGCUCGACCACAAGAGUCCCGUUGUUAAACAAAAGGCGUUGAGAUUGAUAAAAUAUGCUGUGGGAAAGUCUGGUGGAGAGUUCAGAAGGGAAAUGCAAAGACAUUCUGCAGCUGUGCGUCAGUUGUUUCAUUACAAGGGUCAGAUGGAUUCUUUGAAGGGGGAUGCCCUUAACAAAGCAGUGAGGGAUACAGCUCAUGAGACUAUCUCUGCUAUUUUUUCUGAGGAGAAUGGUAAGCCAGCUGCUCCUGCUGAAAAUCUUAACAAACGAAUACAAGGUUUUGGGAAUACGAAUUUUGAUAUGCCAUAUGAAGAUAAAAAAUCGUUCCUUACCGAGGUAGUUGGUCUUGGUAGUGCGUCUAUCAAGCAGGGAAUUACUAGCCUAACACAAAGUCAUUCGUUAAGAAAGAAUGAUAAUGGGAGCUACAAGAGCCCAAAUCUUCAUCGGUCAUUGACCAUAGAAAAUGACUCCUCGGAUAGAUAUCAACCAGUUCAGUUGAACAAUGAAGCUCAGGGUAGUUCUGGAGUUUCUAAGAAUGUGGCCACGGGACCUUGGGGCCAGGACUCGAGAGUAAUGAAUGCAGAAACAAAAAAGGAGGACUCCAGCUCACGCUAUACAGAGAGUAAGACUCGCGAGGAGAAGUUGUUAGAGACCAUAGUGACAUCUGGUGGUGUGCGGCUACAACCUACCCGUGAUGCCAUUCAAGCUUUUCUAGAGGAGGCAGCAAAGUUGAAUGUAUUGGCUCUAAGUCAUGCCCUUGAAUCCAAGCUUCAAUCUCCUGUGUGGCAGGCUCGCAUGAAAGCUGUGUGCCUACUUGAGUCAAUUCUGAGGAGAAAGGAUGAUGAACAAUUUUCAAUUGCAUAUUCCUAUUUUAGCGAAAAUAAAGAUUCUGUCGUGAGAUGUUCUGAAUCUCCCCAAAACUCUCUCAGGGAAAAGGCUAACAAGGUGCUAAGCCUUUUGGGCGGGGAACCACUUGGUAACAUGGUAGGUAAUUCAGUAAAGGCUGAGACAGCUCAUGUCCAGAUGCCUGACUUAAUGGACACUGGAGAUUCAGAUGAUUUCUUUGGGACAGAUGAUUCUAUAAAGAAGCAAAGUGAACAACAUAUAGUGAACCCUAUGACCUCAACAACCCCAUUAAUUGAUGAUCUAUUUGGAGAUGGUGUUGGCACGGGUGUUAGUACCGGGGAGGAGCAGAAAAAUGAAGAUCCCUUUGCAGAUGUUUCAUUUCACACUAGUGAGGGUAGGGAGCAUGGGGAUGAUCUCUUUUCUGGGAUGACUUUUGAUGAUAAACCAGGUGCUGAUGAGAACCAUAUGCCUGCCAAUAAAAAUGGACCCGAGCUAUUUGAUAUCUUUGGGUCAAAUUCUGAAUUUUUAAAGGGGCAAGAAAAUAGUGAAACAGGCGUUAGUGACUUAAUGGCGGGCAUGUCCAUUAAUGAUAAUGUCUCGAAUCUGCAAGUAACCUCUCCGGCAGUGUUCUCAGAAAGUCUCUUCUCGGAUUUAACCAGUAAUCCAAGCCAUCAGGUCACAAAUGAUGCUUUGAAUGGCUCGCUUGGCUUGUCAGCGACUGGGAUAAAUGUAAACCCACUACAUCCUUCCGGUACCGUGCCAUAUAAUAUGCAUCCUGGCAUAAUGCUGAACCCAGCUUUUCAUUCUCAGCCGAUAAAUUAUGCUGCCAUGGGGAAUUUUCUUGCACAACAGCAAUUUCUUGCAACAAUGUCCAACAUUCAACAUCUAAGUAACCUAAAUGUGCAAAAUGCUGGUGUUAGUCAUGCUUCGGGGACUGAUGGAGGUGGAUAUUCUUCUGCUCUUCCUGAUAUAUUCCAAUCGAACUUCCCAAAUCAGGCUCCUACGUCAACGAUGAACAGCUCUAAAAAAGAAGAUACCAGAGCAUUUGAUUUUAUCUCAGACCAUGUUGCAGCAGCACGUGAUCCAAAGAGAGUGGCCUAGAUUUUUGUGAUUGCAUUCUUGACCUUGAAGGAUGUCCUUCCCCCUCAGAUGACAAAAUAGCAGACACCUGCCUUGCCCCCUGCUUUCUGUACACGUGGGUUCCAGCUCUAGGCCUUUGGAUCUAAUUCAACACUGCCAUCAAUGUGAUUCCCCUCGGAGCAAGCAUUAGCCUUUUGCUUCGCGAUGACCAGAAGCUAGUGAGAACAUCUUCCUCUCCUUUGGCCAGGGUUAUGGAUUAUACUUGAAUGUCGUAAUUGUAAAGCUAUUAGCUACAUCAUAAGAACAUUAGAUAAUUUUGUAUGAUUCCACUAAUAGUAAGUGAAUAAUUAUAUAUUUUUAUUUUAA